Bipolaris sorokiniana ND90Pr is the source of this 342-nucleotide messenger RNA. RefSeq lists its product as uncharacterized. The coding region runs from base 1 to 342 and encodes 113 amino acids. The record is from RefSeq and is a predicted model, not a curated record. Lineage: Eukaryota; Fungi; Ascomycota; Dothideomycetes; Pleosporales; Pleosporaceae. The transcript has a single exon.
AUGGCCUCGCCCCUCAUCGAAUUCGUAAAAAUUUCCUUCCCGGCUGCGCGCGCUACACCAGACUUCCGCGGUAGCAUCGAGCGCGAUUUCCGAGUUUUCGACGAGAAAUGCGUAGCUGUUGCGCGAGGAAAUGGGGGUGUGGCGUUUGGGUGGGGGGUUGAUGAGGAGGAGCAAGAGGGUGUUGAGGGGGGGAUGGCGGUGGGGUUUUUUGUCCUGAGGGGGUGGGAGGGGAUGGAGUAUUUUGAGCAACUGGUGGGUACGAGCGAGUUUAAGGGGGCGAUUGAGGGGUUGAAGGGGUGGGGGGCGCCGAUGAACAUGUGGUUUGUGCAGAGGGGAGAGUAG